Messenger RNA from Frankliniella occidentalis (western flower thrips), 2128 nucleotides. RefSeq lists its product as uncharacterized. The transcript is spliced from 10 exons. NCBI's taxonomy places the organism in Eukaryota, Metazoa, Arthropoda, Insecta, Thysanoptera, Thripidae. The record is from RefSeq and is a predicted model, not a curated record. The coding region runs from base 401 to 1978 and encodes 525 amino acids.
GUUAGUUGUCACAACUCACAUGUCAGUUGCUAUCCGUCCAGAGAACACAGUCAGUUACCAGAACUGACGUCGAAGCUAUGACUACAGAACGGUAUUGCUGUCCCUGAUACGCCGGAUUUUGUUCUAACAAUGCACUCCUGAAUGAUUCUGUCAACGUAGACGAAAGAGUUGUAACUGCCGAUCCAUUCGUAGUGUGCGCCUAAACACCAAUCGUUCCAUCGCCUUAUAACGAAGCGUCACCAUAACUGACGGAAGAGCUAUGAGAAAUUGACAUGGUGGCUCUCGCGACCAAUCGAGAUGAGUUGAACGAAUCGAUACAAUUUAGUUAUUCGAACUUCGAUGUUUGUUGGGAAGAUAAAAAACGAGUGAUGGAAUUUAUCAAGAUCAUUCCUCGCUCGGUAUGCCGCCAUUGCCGCCGUCGCCCGUGGACUUGGCAUCGCUGCUGCGGUCCUGGGACCUCAGCCCUGAUAUCGUUCAAGCUUUUGUCGAGCAGCGGUUUACCACAAGCUCGUUGCUGCGCAUUAAAAAUGCCACCAUUGAGCGGCUGAUUCCUUUCGAGGGCCCCCGGUCUGAGUUUUUGUUUCAUUUUGAACAAUUUAAAUCGCAGCAGCUAAAAACUGUGGUUCCCAACCCCAGUGACUGCUCAACUUUUGCAGAUUGCAUCCCCUCAACAUCUGCUCGUAACACCUCAACUUUACGUCGUCCACCCAGGAAAAGGACUAAGUUUGAUGAAGGGAUGUUACAGGCCCUCCUCGCCCGGCCAAAUGUCAAUGAGCUGCACCAACAUUUAAAGGAGUCAAUACCCGGUCUCACUGUUCUUGGCUUCUACGCCAGUAAGUCGUUCCUUGACUACUUUGUAAGAGACACCUUGGCUCAGGAAGCCAUUUUCAAAGAGCUCAAGGGAAACUACAACAGAGGGUUGGUGCGGGAUGAUUUUGACAAACUCAGUGACAGUAUUGUGAAGCUUUUUCCUAAUGAAGCUAAGCAAACAUGGUAUGACGUUGUUACCAAAAACAAACGUACAGUUGUGGAAGGCAAACUUCGCUACAAGUGGUACGGAGUCCGGAGGAGCCUGUUCGAAGCAUGUUUAAUUACAACGUUACCCAAUGAGACGGCUGAUAAUAUUGGCGAAGAUUCAGGUGAUGACACAGACAUUGACUGUAAUGAAGAACUGGAACUUCUCUACAACCCAGGCAGUUCAUGGCCAGAUAUACAGGCAGCCUGGGAGGCAACGUUCCGUGCAAGGAAACAGGUCUUUAAGAAGGAGUGCAAUAAAAUAAUCAACAUCUAUCUAGACAAGUUUAUUUGCUUGGCCAAGCCCCUUGGCUGGACACUGAUUGCUCAGGAUGGAGAGAGGGAGCAGGAGGCAUUAAAAUCUGACAUUCAGCUAUGGGAUGCUGCUGUUCCAUUUUUAUUAGCUGAGAUAAGGACAGAGAACCCAACCUUUUUGUCUACCAAUGUACCUGAUGAUGUUCAGUUUCUAUCUAUCAUCCGUGAGCUUCCAAAUUUGUGGCGUGUGAGGACUGUGCCAAAGUCUGACGAAGCUUCAAAAUCUAGUAAAUGUUAUCGACCCACUCAACAGGAAAUAGUGGACUCCUUCCUCCUUCAUGUUCAGGACAUUUCUUUAAUCCAAGAGAAACUGAAUGCCAGAAAAGUUACCCUACACAAAUUCAAGCAUCAACUGCAACCAGUGGCUGUGGUUGUUGGUAGUUAUAAUCUCAUGGAAAUCAGACAAUGUUUCAUUUGCGUUGACAACCAUAGGUGGGAGGUUCCAACACCCCAGCAAGCAGUGUUUGGUGUUUUCAAACUUUGUUUUGGCCUGAAUGCAAGAUACCCAAUUGAAUCAAGACACAUCUGGUUAUUUUUGCAGUUAGCUGUUUUUAAAUUCAGCACUCCACAAGAUUAUUUAAAUGACAGAGGCCUUCGCUCUUAUCUUGCUGCUAGACUAAAGGACUCCGAAAGGUUUAAUAAUCAAUAAUGAAGUGCAAAUAUUGCAAAGUUUCUGUGAAUUCAUUUAAAUCCUACAAAGUGCACCACAGUAUUGAUCAUGCAAACCAACCUUUCAUGUGUCCAAAUGAAUCUUGUGGGAGGACUUAUGGUGUGGCUGAGUAUAGGAACUUUUUGAAGC